GUGAAUUUCCGCAGUCAAUGUCAUUUGUUUUGACAGCUCAAUUGGAAUCGAACGGGCAGAAAAGGAAAAAAAGGAUUUUCCUCUAGAAAUUCCCAUAAAUCCCAAGUUGGUGAAAAAUGGCAGCACGUCGUGUUACACAAUCAUCCAUCAACUGGGCUGGCCUAGCUGAGAGGGUUCCUGCGAACCAGAAGGCCAAUUUUGUCGCUUUCAAGUCCAAGAGUGACAAGUACUUGCGAAGUGUCCAGGCAAAUCCCGAGAAUGCCCCCAAAAUUGAUUGGGCACGCUACAAGCAAGCAAUCCCCGUGCCAGGGCUCGUGGAGAACUUCCAGAAGCAGUACGAAUCACUCAAGGUGCCCUACCCGGAUGAUACGUUCUCAGCUGAGGUUGAUAAGCAAGAGCAGGAUGUUAAGCGGGAAAUUCAGGAAUUCGUGCGGCAAUCUGAGGAGAGAAUUGCGGAGUAUCAGAAGCAAAUUGCACACCUCAAGUCCCUUCUGCCGUUCGAUCAGAUGACCAUGGAGGACUUCCGUGAUUCCUAUCCCGAAUUAGCUCUUGAUCCACUCAAUAAGCCCACUUUCUGGCCACACAAUCCCGAGGAGCAGCUUGGCUACAAGAAGGAGAAUCCCACGUCCGGUGGGCACUAAGAAGUUUAGCACGCCAUCCGGAUAUAGGAGAUGUUAGCAUGAAAGGCCGGCUCCAAUGAUAAAUUUUGUGUAGAUUUCAAAAAUUAUUGAAUCGAUUAAAUUCUGAGAUGAAGCCGAUAUAAUUAUGAAAAAAAAAA
Lutzomyia longipalpis is the source of this 778-nucleotide messenger RNA. RefSeq names its product ATP synthase subunit d, mitochondrial (gene ATPsynD). NCBI's taxonomy places the organism in Eukaryota, Metazoa, Arthropoda, Insecta, Diptera, Psychodidae. Gene Ontology annotation, molecular function: proton transmembrane transporter activity. The coding region runs from base 117 to 641 and encodes 174 amino acids. Gene Ontology annotation, biological process: proton motive force-driven ATP synthesis. The transcript is spliced from 2 exons. The record is from RefSeq and is a predicted model, not a curated record.